Molecule: messenger RNA, 380 nt
Organism: Strongylus vulgaris
Lineage: Eukaryota; Metazoa; Nematoda; Chromadorea; Rhabditida; Strongylidae
Source: the annotation of a GenBank genome assembly
AUGGAUGCUACAACUGCAUGCCAUUUGAUGAGCGAUCCAUUUGCUGGGCACAACUACGCGUACAGUAUUCCAAUUCGUGUUGUUCAGAAAUUAGUGCAAGGAACUAUGACAAAUGUUGCUGUCGUAGGCAAGCCACGCAUUCUCGAGAUUGUGGACCGUGCUACAAUCCAGAGAUAUUUCGUCAAAUACAUUGUCAAGAGCCAGUUUAUUCAUAAAAAAGGCAAGACUUAUUCUAUAUUCUCUGUUAUCGGAACAAGUUUUCUGGUGCGAUCUCGUCCGCCUCCAUUGUGCUCAGAAGGUCACCAGUCCAUGAAAGGAAAAACUUUAUCGUUCCAACCGAGACUAGAAUAUGUUCCGAAUGCUGGAGCAAUGGUAUGAUU